Ostreococcus lucimarinus CCE9901 is the source of this 393-nucleotide messenger RNA. RefSeq lists its product with no specific name. Gene Ontology annotation, cellular component: membrane. Bases 1 to 393 code for a protein of 130 amino acids. Lineage: Eukaryota; Viridiplantae; Chlorophyta; Mamiellophyceae; Mamiellales; Bathycoccaceae. The record is from RefSeq and is a predicted model, not a curated record. The transcript has a single exon.
AUGAAGGCGUGCGUACCGAGGCAUGACUUUUGCAUGACGCUUCCAUUUGGCGCCGUGGUCGCCACGCUCGGCGUCCUGGGAUUCGUGGCGAAACGAUCGUUCGCGAGUUUGGUCGCCGGUGGGAGCAUUGGUGCGACGUUAAUGUGCUUGGGCUUCGCGAGCCUGCGCGCGUGGAGCUCGGGCGCGUCGUCGCUGCCGUGGACGGCGGCGAGCGCGGCGGUGACGGCGACGUUGGCGUUCGCGAUGGGGAAAAAGUACAUGGAAUCUUCCGCCAUUUUUCCGAGCGGGAUGUUAGCGUUGACCAGUAUGCUCAUGCUGUGCUUUUACGCCAAGAAUUUGCUCGUGGAUGGGGGAAAUCCUCCGAAAGAGUCGCAGAUGGCCAAGUCGGAUUAG